AUGAAGAACACACAACUGAUAUUUGGUCUCUCUGCACUCCUAUGUUUUAUUCUCCUCAAUCAAUUGUUUGUUUUCAUUAAGGCUGAUGUGUAUAUGCACAAUCCUAGAGGCUCAAAUGAUAGAAAUUGCGAGUUCCAUGCUAACAGAAAUAAUGCAAAUAGAUUGUUCGACAGUCAAAAUAAUGCUGCAGGUGGUUAUGCUUGCCCAAGAAUGAUCGGAGGUCCAGAAGUAGUUACACCAAGAAUGUACUAUUAUGUAGGAAGUGAAUUACCUAUUGAAUGGACCUCACAACACUCAUGUGGUUUCAGAAAUACUUAUUGUAACGUUGUUAUUCAAUACAUGUGUAAUGAUACAGCUCCAAAUCUCAGAGAUGGUACUCCUGAGAAUGAAAAGGAUGCUGCCACUGACACUAUUUCAGAAGCCACCAAUAACAAUCCAAGAUAUGGAUUGCACGAACCAAUGGAAUAUUACAUGAAAUGUAGAACAAGAAGAAGAAACUCUGGUCUCUAUAUUGCUGAUCAAAGACAAGAAAAUUGGGGAAGACUUUUGGAAAAUAGCCCUGCUGUAGAAACAAGACAAAAUCCAAACGGAAAUAGACACGGUUGGGAAUGUCCUGAAGAAAGAGAUUAUUAUCCUUAUUGGCAUCCAACUCCUUGGAAAGAUAUUGCCAUCUUUACUUUCAAUACAUCCAUGUGUCAAUGGUAUCAAGAAAAUUCUGAAAAUGUUCGUGGAAGAGGAGAAUGCUUACAAGAAAGUGGAGCACCAUCUCCUUUCAAUAAUGAAAAGAGUUGCAUUUCUGGAGGUCAUAAUUGGCAUGUGAGACCAGCUCAUGGUGUUGAUCCACCAGAAUGUAUAAGUGCUGAUAUUAUCAAUGUUAGAGAUAACCAUUUGGGUAAUACUUACAAUGGUCAAUUGGUAAAUUACAAGUGGUAUAUUCCAAAUGAUGUUCAUGAAAAUUGUGUUGUGAGAAUUAGAUAUAAUAUUACAACUGGUGAUUAUCAUCCAUUCGAAACUGAUUCCACUUUCAAUUAUCCAAAGUCACCUCUUAAACAAGAUCCAUUUGAAAACUUUGAAUAUCCUUCAUGGUUAUCAUUGGCUGUUAACACAAAUCAAUAUGGUAGAACAUUCCAAGAUAGAAGUUAUGUUUUCUCAAUUAAGGAAAGACCAUCAACUAUUCCUGCUUGGGCAAAGAUUUACAAUUUGAAUGUGAGAGGAAAGAGAGGUAACAUUGUUCAAACAUUCCCUUCCACUGAAUAUGACUUUGUUCCAAAUUUCUUGGAAGCCAGAGGAGGUGAUUUUAUUCAUAUUCAAUGGACUGGUUCUGAUUACAAUCCACAAAGAAAUCCAAAUGAUGCUGAAGGUGCUCCAAAUACUGGUGACAGAAGCAAUUUGGUACAAUCAGAUAAUUCUGGUUUCAAUUAUCCAAGAAAUUAUACCAGAGUUACAAUGUUCUUAAAAGAUGAUGGUACUCCAGAUCUUGAUUUUAUCACUAGAUUGGCUUUCAUUGAUCAACCAAUUCAAAACACUUCUGAAUGUAUGGAUUGGAAGUCAUUGUUGGAAAAGAAUGGUGGUAAUAAGAAUAAGGCUGAACAAGAUUGCAACAAUUGUGCCAAGCUCAACAAUGCUCCAAAUGGUCCAUAUUUUGAUGGUGGACUUCAUGAAUUGAAGGCAAACGGUAUGUUUGCUUACAUGUCAACCAGAAACAACAAUUUCUCAAACAGAAGUCACAAGGGUUAUUUGAUUGUUACAGGUGCCAGAUUUAAUAAUUCUGACAAGUUAAAGAUGUCCAUGACUUUCAUUGGUUUGAUUUUCAUGAUUAUCUUGAUGCUUUAA
Molecule: messenger RNA, 1833 nt
Organism: Naegleria gruberi
Lineage: Eukaryota; Heterolobosea; Eutetramitea; Acrasida; Naegleriidae
Exons: 4
Coding region: 1-1833 (610 amino acids)
Source: RefSeq, a predicted model, not a curated record